AUGACACCCAAGUCUAAGCGAGUAACGGCUGAGCAUACGAGAGAUCGCGUUCGCAAUAACCAGCGUCGUCAUCGUGCACGAAGAAGAGACCACAUCGCCACGUUAGAGGAAAGACUGCACGAGGCAGAACAGACCAUCUCAAAAUUGAGAGUCCAAGUUGACGACCUCGAAGAUGCUUUGCGAGGGAAUAAUAGUAGACGAAUAUCGACCGCAAUAUUAGCAGAACCUGAAGACUUGGGUAUUCAGGAAGCACCAGCCGUUGUUGAUGGACACGAUCUACUACUUCCAAGUACCGGCAUUUUUACCGAGGAUCAUGACUCUGGGGAAAUCAACGUUCUGGGUAGCGAUAACUUACCCGGUAUCAAUAUCGAACCCACUGACUUGCCACUAUCGAUCCUCCAAUCUGCCAUGUUUUCUUCACUAUCUCAGCCGGGGUAUCCCUUCGAAUAUCAGAGCAACCAAAACAACAGCCCUCUGCAACAAAACCGAGCUAACGAGACUCUGCUGUGA
Messenger RNA from Fusarium pseudograminearum CS3096, 510 nucleotides. RefSeq lists its product as uncharacterized. The coding region runs from base 1 to 510 and encodes 169 amino acids. NCBI's taxonomy places the organism in Eukaryota, Fungi, Ascomycota, Sordariomycetes, Hypocreales, Nectriaceae. The record is from RefSeq and is a predicted model, not a curated record. The transcript is spliced from 2 exons.